CAUGUGGAAGAGUCUUGUAUUACUGAAAGUAUUAAUAUUUUGGUUAGCUAAAGAGGCAGCUACCUCAACAGAUUAUAAUAUUUUUGCCAUUACUAAGGAAACUGAUUCCCCAAAAGGCAAUUUGUACAAAACACUUAAAGGAAAUGGCAGAGUAAAAUGUGCCGAAUCUUGCAGCUUGGACGAUUUAUGUUAUGUUUUUUUUUACAAUACAUCAUCUUGUCUUCUAUAUAAAACGUUUGAUGGAAGUUUUGAAGCAACUCAAAGCGGAUUGGGCUAUUUCGGAUUGAAAAAAGACAAGCCACCGAAACCCAAUGAACCUUCCGAUUGUCAUAUGAUGUGUCCAACAAAGAGAACUGGAACGUGCGAGCAAAUUGAUCUGGAUGAUCCAAAAACUUGCAACUAUUUCACAUACAAUUCUGAACAUUUUAUUGCUUGUCACAUGAAAAACUUGUGUGCACACAUACUAAAAUACGAUAAAAUAUUUAAAUUAUGGCAGCUUGCCUUUGUUAUUCCAACUGUUUGUAAGGUAACUGUCGAAGAAAAUCUCAUUACUUAUUGGAAAAAUGGCGAAUUCUUUUUGGUUUUUACUAGUAUAACUGGUGUAAAAAUUGUUAAAUUUGACGGAACUUACGGAACAAUUAAUUUCUGGAAAUUGGCCAACGAUUCAACAACUUGGGUUAACUUACUAAACCACAAUGACAUUGAAUCGAGAAGAAUUCGUACUAUUGAUCUACAAUUAUUAAAUGGUAGAUUUAUCGUAUUUGCCAAUGUGGAAUUUCACUGUAGUUUCAUGUGCGGAGAUGAAGUGAAUAAUCAACGAUUAGUUAUAAGUGCUCAAAAUUACGGAGAUAUUCACCUUUUCCUCUGGAAUGGUACAACACAAUACGAAGUUGAUAAACUGGACACCGAUGCUGCAGGUUUUAAUUCGCAUUGGUAUUCAAUUCCUGUGGUAGGACUCCCUAGAUUCUUUAUAAUGAAUCACGUAAAAGCUUCUAUCACAAAAAAGGCCAUCGUAUAUGUAACUGUUGACAAUAAGUUGGACUUGUCGGAAAAUUAUAUCGUAACGAAGGCAUUAUCAAGAAUUGGCUCAACAUUUGAAAUGGAAAAUAAGAAAUACGUACUCUUAACUCAUUCUACUUACCUUCAAAUAAUUAAUAUUGAUUGUGCUUUGGCGUAA
Dimorphilus gyrociliatus is the source of this 1177-nucleotide messenger RNA. The record is from the annotation of a GenBank genome assembly. Lineage: Eukaryota; Metazoa; Annelida; Polychaeta; Dinophilidae.